ACCAUUGUGAGCAAUUUGAAGUUUAACCGACGAAAUUGGCUCUAUUCGAGACUCAAACCCCCUACCAUGCAGGGUGGUUGCUCGAAGGCAUUAAGAAAGCACAGAAAAAUUGUAAUCUAGUAAAUCUUGCAAAAAACAGAUAUAUUCGCAAAAAACUAAAUAAGAAAUUUGGCAACGACAUAUUUGGGACCAAUUCAAUAUCAAGCCCAGGGCGCCCAUCUGGCAAUGUGGCGUCAUUCAAUGCUUAAUAAAGGGAAGAAGAUGAUGAAGUAAUUUUUUGAGGUUGGAAAUGAUGCAUCAAAUGUAAACAGUAAACAUACAAAUCGUGUCUUUAUUAUAAUACAAAUUUUGUAAUUAUUUCAGUACAGUUGCGUUAAAAACAAAUUUUGCAUGAUAUGGACCAAAACCAGUUGAAGACGUUAAUCAGUUUGGCCGCAUCGCUGAAAUCCAAAACACAAUGCUCGAUUUGCUCAGAUUUUAUGAAACAUAUCGCAGAAUUACAAUGUUCUCACAGAUUUUGCAGUAGCUGCAUAGCGCAGCUACGUUCUUCUAAAACCAACGCCAAAUGCCCCGUGUGCUUAACAUCCAUAGGCAGGAGAUCGAUUUGCUAUAAAGACCAGUUUGCUGAUAAAUUGGGCAGAUUCGUCAACGAUGUUUGUCAACUGAUCAAAGAUCAAUAUGCUUAUGAAGUUGAUGCACUGUCUUUCAACAAAAAUGAUCUUAAGAAAAUCAUCGAGUUAGCACCGCAGGAACUUUGUAAUGCAACAGACUCUGGCAGGCAUGUGAAAACAGAGCGGGGCUCUGACGCGUUUGAUUUGCUUAAGUCUGCCCCCAGAAAAUGCUACGUCAACAAGAAGCGGGAAUCCUUUAAUAAUAAUUCGCUAGAUAUUGCAGAUCCGAAAGCCAAAGUCAUUAAUUGGCUUAAUAAUAGUGAUCAUGCAUCCCUAAGCGUAUUAAAUCAAAGUGCCGAAUAUUUGAGUCAGGAAGAGAGUGAUUUUCAAUUGCCAUCUAUUUCUCAAGCACUAUCUGAAAGUCGAACUGAAAAUGAAAAGAAAGAAUCCUACCUAGUUCUGCCAUGCAAUGACCAUAGGAGCUUGAAGCAAAUUAUGAGUGCAGCUGAUAAUUACACUAUAGAAGAGACCCACUCUGAAGCACUAGUCAGACAGGCCGAAAUUAAAGUAGUUCAAGAACUACUGGAGGACGAGUGUUUAGAACAUUUCGAUCGAAUUGCGAAUAUAAGCAAAGAUGAGUCUGCCAACUCGAAGAAUGCUAGUAAAGUUUCGCCAGCACAAACAAAAAAGGGCAAAAAGCGGAACUCAGGGAAAAAGUCCACCAGUCCGAACCAUUCUGGAUCUUCCUCAGGGUGGGAUCGAAUGGAAAACUUAACAAAAAGCCUUAAAAAAGGUUCCAAGGGAUAUAAACAGCUUAAAAUACACCACGGCGAUAGUGAUGGCAAAAGCAAAAUGAUUACCAGAAAUAAGCAAAAUACAUCUGCUGAGGAAAAAGGCAAAAAACAAGCUGAACCCGAAAAUAAACGUGUUGAAGCAAAGAAAAAAUCAAACCGGAAAAUGGUUGUCGUCCUUAACAGGGACGAGAAUUUAGACCUAAAAGAAAAUAGUUUGAAGAAUAUUACGGUUAAGAUAGAUUCAGUAGUUUCCAACAAGAACCAAUCACUACAAAGAAAUAACUUGCAAAAAGGAAAUAAAUUAACUGUAACUUCCACUGACGCUGAUGUGCCCAAUGUACUAGCUCAAACUCUGCCUGAGGCACUGAAUAACACGAAUAUCUUAUAUUCCGUUGCACCCGUUCCCGAUGAAUUGGAUAAUAUACACACUAUAGCUAAUCUUUUAACCGAUAAAUUAAAAGCAUGUGCUAAAGCUUCCAAGCAGAGCAAUUCUAAAGGCUUAGCUGAUUGUUUAGCUAAUCUUCUAACAUACGCUAACAGAAUUGUACAAAUUAGUUCAGAAGAAGCUAUAAGAGAAAACACGCGCGCUGGGAUAAAUUCAGGAGUUGUUAUGCAAACUGGAAGUGUGGAUAAAUGCGUACAAACUGUUAAAAAACAGCUUCACAGUGUUGAAAUUCAAACUGAAUGUGUUAAUCUAUCCACGCAAACUAAUGAAGAACGUUUAUUAACAGUUCCUGAAGCUGACCAAAAUAUUUCGCAACCACACGGAAGUAAAACCGGGGAAAACAAUGCCAAAGAAGAAACGCAGAGCAAAUUAUCAGGACAGUCAAUAAUCCCAAGCACUCCCAUUCAGAUUUUGAGAAAUAAAUUGCGGAAUUCUAGAUGUAAAAAUGUCAUACCGAUUUCGACGGACGAAUCUAGCGAAAAUAAGACGACCCAACAAUCAAACCGCAUAUUAGAAAGUCCGGUUGCUACUAAUAUUUUGGAGUCAAAAAAACUUUCCGGAGAUAAAGUCACCAAUAGCAAAAGUCAAAAAAGGAGAUUUAAGAGAAUACGACAAGAAACUGCAGACAGUGAUUCUGAGGAAUCGGAGCAUCCAAGUAAACGAAAAUUUCUAAGAGACGAUUUGAGUGUUGAGUUUGUAGACUCAGCACCUUCAGUGGGAAUUCAGCUUGAAUCGCAAUCUGCCUUGGACAGUCAAAAUAUGAAUUAUGAUGAAUAUCUCCUUGAAGUAAUGAAAAAGUACGAUUCUGCUUCUGAGAAUGCAGCAACCAAAAACGUUCAAAAUAUUGCAACUCCCUCGCCAAUUCCCAAUAGAAGCGCAGUUACCAAUACAAACGUAAAAAUUAAAAAAUCUCAGAAAGGUCCUGAAAGUGGUGAGCACAUUUUUACCGAGUGUCUCGCUCUAGAGGAAAAUUUCAGUAAAUUUGAUAACGAAAUUUUACAAUUUGAAAAAUCUGCAAGGACCUGUAAUACGGAAAUGGAUAUUGUGGAAAACACGCCGGCAGUCACUCCAAAGUCAAAGAGAAUGAGGCUUUCAAGCAAGAAAAACUCACUUGCACAAACAGAUGCAGUUUCAAGGAAAAAGCCACCAUCUAGUUCUCAUAAUAAAAAUAACAUCGGGCUCACAGAAGAAUUGCUGGGAAACAUGGCUGGUCCUUCUACAUUAGAUCGAAACAUUGAAAUUGUUCCUUCUCAAAGUGAGAAGCUUUCCGACAACGUAAGAGAUAUUUUAGAGGAGUUAAAGGAGAAUGGUGAACUGUUUGCGGACAAUAUUGAGGAAGAGGAUAGCGGCGGUAAUGUUGGUGAUAGUAAUAUAAAGGCGACUAUCCAGGAUAAUGUGAAUAGAGUAGACUUUGACAAUGAUCCACAAAUUGAAGAAGAACUUGGCAAAAUAAGUUUCACUGCUGCUGAAGCAAAUACUUCAAAACGCAGCAACGUGAUUGUUUUGGAGAAUAUCAAGCUAAGAAGUCCAAAGGGAAAUAAGAGAGGUGAAGAUCUGGUGGAAUUAAUGGAUAGUAGUGAUGAAGAAAUCAUAGAAACCACUCCACAGAAGAAAAAAUCUACCUCGAUGGAUCGAGGUGUUUUGGAAAAUCUACCCUUUGAGGAAAGUAGAUGUGGCUCAGCGAUCGAUGACGAUCCCGAUUACAAUUUAUCGGGAAUAUAUUUGCCUCCGCCCCCAGAAUUUGAGGAUCAAAUAAACGAGAGCCAACCUAAUCAAAAUGUGAAUUGCAACGGAACUACCAUGAAUCGAUCUACAUUAACGUCUGAUCGAUUUACAGAUUUCUUGGUCACUCCGGAUGAGAAUGCCAGACAUUCUGAAAAACCAUCCGAUAUUAGAGCUUCGAAUGUAACGCCCAACAGGUCAGUUUCUAGAAAACUUCUGCCGGAUCCUAAACCAUCGGAGGGCGUUUUCCAUGACACAGAAAGUGUAUUUUCACCCAUUACUAAAUCGUCCAGACUAGUAACUCAAAGUCAUCACAAUCCACUGGUUUUUACACCCAGGCUGUCGUUGAAAAAACCCACCUUAUUGACGUCGACCCCGAAUCAAAAAAGUAUUUUAAACUAUGUGGUAUCCUCACCAUCUCAAGAUAGGCCACGAAAGCAAUCUCAAAAGUCGAAACCAUGUAUUAUGUGGUCGCGAAUUCUGAAUAAGGAUUUAAACGUGUUCACGCAAUUGGAAUGCAAAAAGCUACUGACGACUUCAAAAGUUUUCAGUCCGCAAGUGACCCAUGUAAUAGUGCUGGUGGACGAAAAAGGCCAAAUAGUUUCCCAUACAGCUAAAAUUUUGCAGGCAAUUGCCGCUGGAAUUUGGGUGGUUCGAUACGAAUGGGCGGUGGAUUGUUUGCGAAUGAACCAAAUUGUUCCCGAGGGUCCAUAUGAAGCACUAGAUAUAUCAGGAGUGCCCGGUCCUCGCAUGUCUAGACUUUCGAAUAAGUCUGAACCAUUAUUUAAAAAUUUUAGAUUUUUCUGCGCGUCUCCAUUAGAAAGCAUUUCGAAAGAUGAUCUGCAGAGCAUACUGCGGUUGGCUGGAGCAGAAAUCGCUACAAAUUUGAGCGAUCUAUCAGUUAGAGAUGAUAAAGUGUCCUUAAUUUUAACGGAAAGUUCAGCAUCUGAAGAAACUGAACGAUUUGAAGCAUGGUUAGAAAUCUACAAAACGGUAACAGUUGAUGUCGAAUGGCUUUCAAUCUGCAUCGGUCAGUAUGAGUUAGUAAGUUUUCGACAAUACUUGGUUGCUGGUGAUGAAGCCUCUAUAUGUGAUCUUGGCUAUCCUUCUUCUUUGAUUCAAUCUGCACCAUUUAGUUUAUCAGAAACGACCUGAUUGUUAAAUCUUAUCUGAUUCUACAGAAUGUUGAUGGUUUAAUACCGAUACGAAUAAGAAGGGCCUGGAUAUGAUAAAAAAUAUAAAAGUUACCUACUAAUUAACAAGAAUAUUUUUAUAAAUGUUAAUCGCAGUUGGAGAUAAAUAUUUAUUUUGAUUACAUAAAUAUAUUUUGAGGCGUUUUUGCAGAAAUAAAUCACUCAUUGUGAUCCUUAUUUAA
Dendroctonus ponderosae (mountain pine beetle) is the source of this 4947-nucleotide messenger RNA. Its product is annotated as breast cancer type 1 susceptibility protein homolog. Gene Ontology annotation, molecular function: ubiquitin-protein transferase activity; metal ion binding. The transcript has 17 exons. Gene Ontology annotation, biological process: positive regulation of transcription by RNA polymerase II; negative regulation of fatty acid biosynthetic process; double-strand break repair via homologous recombination. The coding region runs from base 396 to 4727 and encodes 1443 amino acids. NCBI's taxonomy places the organism in Eukaryota, Metazoa, Arthropoda, Insecta, Coleoptera, Curculionidae. The record is from RefSeq and is a predicted model, not a curated record. Gene Ontology annotation, cellular component: plasma membrane; BRCA1-BARD1 complex; BRCA1-A complex.